This is a messenger RNA of Silurus meridionalis, 1347 nucleotides long. RefSeq names its product interleukin-12 subunit beta (gene il12b2). The transcript has 8 exons. Lineage: Eukaryota; Metazoa; Chordata; Actinopteri; Siluriformes; Siluridae. Gene Ontology annotation, molecular function: protein binding. Bases 174 to 1130 code for a protein of 318 amino acids. The record is from RefSeq and is a predicted model, not a curated record.
AUUUGCACUUAGGUCACGAACUGGAGUUAGCAGCAGGGGAAAAACUGUGACCUGCCUACACACACACACACACACACACACACACACUCUAUGUGUGGGUGUCGAAGGGGAAUAAAAGAGCGCGAGUGCACCGGACCAACCAUCACGCACGUCUGAGACACGCGCACGCCAAAAUGAAAGCUUCACUGAGUCUCCUCACUAUUCUCUGCCUGUGUGCCAUCAGAGCAUCUGCUUUAGACCCAUUUACCAAAAAAUUUAUUGCAGUUAAGAAAGCUGACAAUGUUACACUGAGAUGUGAGAAAGCCACUGAUAAAGCUGUGACAUGGAAGUAUGAAGAUCAGCCCCUCGGACCCGCUGCAGAUAUUAAGAUGGAGGGAAACAAUAUGACGCUUCUGAAAAUCGACUUGGAUCUGACCGGGAAUUUCACCUGCUGGAGUGAGGAACAAAAAGUGGACGACACCUAUGUGCUGCUGGACAUGUCUGACUCCAUAUCUGACUCUCCUAUCUCCUGCACCGCUGAAACUUUUAACUGCACCUCCACAAUUUCCUGCACCAUGAGUGAGAAGGGCUACCAACAUUUCAGACUCCGAAAUGGAGAUGACUGGUUGAAGCCGUCCUCAGAGGGGAAGUUCUACCUGACACACACCACAAACCCGUUUGCGGAGGAGGCCACGCCCAUAGUGGUGAUUGGAGAAGGAAUGUCUGAUCUAAACCACUACUUUAACACAAGCUACAGUUUCUACAUCCGAGAUAUCAUAAGACCCGGAUGUCCUCGUGUCUCCGUGUUGAAGAAAGAGAAUGCGAGAGUGUUGGACCUGAAACCUCCCGUCACCUGGAUUCUGCCGCUGAGUUAUUAUCCUCUAGAGCAUGAAAUCCAGUUUGUGAGGAGAACCGACGGCCAGAUCACACAAGCCAAUUACACUCAUCCCUGCAACGUGGACUCUUCAGGAGGAAACAUCUUGAUUCCGAGUGGAACCAGCAAACUGCGAGCUCGCUGCCGAGACUCACUGCUGCGCUCCCAGUGGAGUGAAUGGACUGCGUGGCAAAAUGUGGGUAAGAGACGACCAAAAAAGAGCAAGAAUCAAAAGAAAAAAGAGGAGAAGAAGAAAAAGGGACAAAAGAGCAGAUAAAACCUGACUGACUCUAAUAUACAACUCUACACACUUCAUUCUCUAUCCAUUAUAUGGCUGUUUAAUUCAUUUAGUGUGUGUGUGUGCGUGUAUGUGUGUGUGUGUGUGUGCGCGUGUGUUUAUAAUAAAACCUGUUAUUCUGUGUACUUACCAGCAGGAGGCAGUGCACCUUUCUACAGAUUUUGCACUUUUAAAGAAUAAAUCUUUAUAAAUGUUC